This is a messenger RNA of Ananas comosus (pineapple), 2455 nucleotides long. RefSeq names its product transcription factor TGAL7-like. The record is from RefSeq and is a predicted model, not a curated record. Bases 478 to 1884 code for a protein of 468 amino acids. Gene Ontology annotation, biological process: regulation of DNA-templated transcription; DNA-templated transcription. Lineage: Eukaryota; Viridiplantae; Streptophyta; Magnoliopsida; Poales; Bromeliaceae. The transcript is spliced from 11 exons. Gene Ontology annotation, molecular function: DNA-binding transcription factor activity; sequence-specific DNA binding.
UCUUAAUCUUAAUCUCCAUCUCCAUCGAGGCAAGUAGUACGGCUAUUGCGACCAAGUCCAUAGGCCAGGUCCAUACAAUAACAAUUGUAUCCUCCACCCUAAAGAAAAAGAACAAGCUAUAUACUAAUUAAGAAAAGGAAAUAGAUGAACAAAAAAAAAAGAGAAAAAGAAUAGAAAAGUGAUUAUGUAAGUAGAUGGAUAACUUGUUGCGGCUCCUCUUGGUCAGAGGGAGGGUUGAGGAAGGGUUCGGAAGGAUCGACACGUCGAACAGAAGAAAGGAGGCGGCUCUUUAUAGCUUUUAAUUGCGAUUUUAGACGCAAAUAUAGAUGGAGUGUAACGGAAAUCGGGUUCGCCAUUAAUGGCCGCUUCUAUCUCUCAUGAAGGAGAUCAACAAGGAUUAUUGAAGGAGAAAGCGAAAGCGAUCGUCGAGUUGUUGCAGAGAGCAGCAGCAGCAGCAGUAGUUGUAGUAGUAGUUGCAUGGGAGAUAAUUGUAGAGGGAGCUCAAAGGAAGGGGAACAACAACAACAACAACAACAACAACAACAACUGCUACAACAACAAGUACUCCAUAGUUGUUGUUCUUCUUCUUCCGGGAUGAUCGGUCCCUCUUCGUCCAUGAGCAAGGAUUCAGGAGCGUAUGAUUUGGCGGAAUUGGAUCAAGCCCUCUUCUUCUACCUGGAUGGCAAUGAUCAAUCAUCACUUGUUCAAGCGCAACGGCAGACUUUGAAUAUUUUCCCUUCUGAGCCCAUGCAUGUAGAAGAUCCAUCGUCAAAGGGUGCUAUGACUAUGAUCCCAGAUGGAGGCUCUUCUAAGAAACCAUUAAACAAGCCUAUGGAAUUAACAGGCAAAGAGAAAAGUGAUCCCUCAAUCCCCCAUCCUGAUGACCAAAGAAAAGAGAUAACCAAAACAUCAAUCAAGAGGGGAGGAAAUGGAAAGGGCACAACAACAUCUAGUUCAGAGCAUGAAGGUCCCAAGACACCUGAUCCCAAAAUACUAAGAAGGCUUGCACAGAAUAGAGAGGCAGCAAGGAAAAGCAGGCUUAGGAAGAAGGCCUACAUUCAACAGCUAGAGUCAAGUAGGGUUAGGUUAAUCCAGCUUGAACAAGAUCUCCAAAGAGCAAGAUCUACUCAGGGCACGCUCUUGAGCGGCAUAGCGGCCGUCGUCGGAGACCAAGGACUUGCAAAUAGUACUAGUAGUUGCACCGGCACCAGCUCAGAGGCGGCGAUGUUCGACGUGGAGUACAGGAGAUGGCUGGAGGAGCAUCACAAGCUGAUGCUUCAGCUGCGGGCUGCGGUGGAAUCGAACUUGGCGGACGGGCAGAUGCAGAUGUUCGUCGAGGCUGCGGUCUCGCACUACGACGUGCUGAUGGGCCUGAAAGGCGUCAUCGUCAGAGCGGACGCCUUCCACCUCAUGUCGGGCACGUGGAAGACCCCCGCCGAGCGCUGCUUCGUUUGGAUCGGCGACUUCCGCCCCUCCGAGCUCAUCAAGGUUGUCCGAAAAUACCUAGAGCCGUUGUCGGAGCCGCAGAUGCUGGGGAUUUACAGCCUGCAACAAUCCGUGCACGAGUCGGAGGACGCGCUGAACCAAGGUCUCGAAGCUGUUCACCAAUCGCUUUCCGAUACCAUCUCCUCGGAAGUAAUGAGUUCUCCGCCCGACAUGGCCACCUACACCGCGCAUCUGUCGCUCGCCUUGGACAAGCUCGCAUCUCUCGAAGCCUUCGUUCGACAAGCUGACAGUUUGAGGCUGCAGACGCUCCACAGGCUUCACCAAAUCCUGACAGUCCACCAAGCGGCGCGAUGCUUCUUAGCCAUUGCGGAGUACUUCCACCGCCUCCGCGCCCUCAGCUCGCUGUGGACCGCCAGACCGAAACAGGAGGGGGUGUAGAAACUAAACCCUAGCUUGAGACCUCACUUAAAUACUGCUUCUACUAGAUUACAUGAAACAGUACUUAGUGAAGGAGGGUCUUUAAUUUAGAGAUCAAUUAAGCUACAUCACAUCCAUUUUAGAGAUGUAAAUGUGUAGUUAUAUAUUAGAAGGGUGUAUACUUUCUCCUGGGGUUAGUUAACCUACCUUUUUACAUGGAGGGUGUUGUGGUCAAGCUAAAAUGGUUUUAGCAGUUAAUUAAAGUCCCUUCUAUUUCAAGAGAAAAGAAGAGAAAAAGGGCUAAUUUAAUUAGGAGUUUGAAGGAGAGAAAGAAUUAAUGAUGUUUACAAUUAAUUUUCCUCUUCCCUUUUUUUGAUUUUGUUUUUGUUUUUGUUUUUGUUUUUCCUCCUAUAUAUGUGCUAGAUUUGUUUAUUAGGGUUUGGAGCUGAAGUUGAUUUCAGGUAGUAGUCCAUGACAAACAUUUUGCUUGGGGGAUGUUUCUGACCUUAGCUAGAUUCAUUGAUUGGUUGAGGUGACAUUUUGUGUUGUUUUGUGUUGGAACUUGGAAGAGUAAUGCAGUAGUUUUGGUUAA